UUCCACUACCUCUGCCCUCUCUGUAUCUUGAUUAGAGGAUCCUGCUGUUGAGACGGCAGAAGAGGCUAAGGAACCAGCAGAAGCAGAUAUCAAUGAGCUUUGUAAGGAUAUGUUCAGCAAAAUGGCCACCUAUUUAACAGGUGAACUGACAGCCACAAGUGAAGACUACAAACUUCUGGAAAACAUGAACAAAUUGACCAGCUUGAAAUACCUGGAAAUGAAAGAUAUUGCUAUAAACAUUAGUCGGAACUUAAAAGACUUAAAUCAAAAAUAUGCUGCUCUUCAGCCAUACCUGGAACAGAUCAACCUCAUUGAGGAACAAGUGGCAGCUCUUGAGCAGGCAGCCUAUAAGUUGGAUGCGUAUUCAAAAAGACUUGAGAGCCAGAUGCACCCUGACAUCCUCAUCACUUAUGAGGAGGCCAAGAAAAUCCUGAUCGUGAAUGUCGCUAUACCCUUCAAGCAUCAAGCUUUCAAUGAUUCCUGGGAUCACAAGCAGAAGUACACCCCACUGACCAACAUCCUGAGGGGCUGCAGCUAUGAUGAGAUGGUCAAUAGACCUGGGCGAAGCAGCUAG
Molecule: messenger RNA, 574 nt
Organism: Gavialis gangeticus (Gharial)
Lineage: Eukaryota; Metazoa; Chordata; Crocodylia; Gavialidae
Gene: BLOC1S2
Product: biogenesis of lysosomal organelles complex 1 subunit 2
Exons: 4
Coding region: 110-574 (154 amino acids)
Biological process (GO): lysosome localization; endosomal transport
Cellular component (GO): BORC complex; BLOC-1 complex; gamma-tubulin complex
Molecular function (GO): gamma-tubulin binding
Source: RefSeq, a predicted model, not a curated record